AUGUUCUCCACGAUAAUAAUUAUUUUUCUUGUUUCCCAUACAAUAUUAUCAACGACAACGCCUGUUACAGUAUACAAUAAUGCCUAUUUUUAUCCAACUGAUACUCACUAUUUACUGAGUAAUCUCUCGUCAAUAAGUUCCGUAAACGACUGUCUUUGCCAAUGCUAUAAUAAUACGAUUUGUUUCACGGCUAAUUACUUCGGUACUACUCAUCAAUGUAUACUAUACUUUGCACAAUUAAAUCAGGGACAAUUACGAGUGGCAACGGCUGCUAUUGAUGCAAGUGUUUACUCUGUCGAAAACAAUACAACCGUGUCAUUUUUUAAACGAACAAAUGAAACUGUAUAUAAUAUAUGGAAUACAACUGCAGGUGGUAGUAGUAUAUAUGCAGUGUCUGGCUAUUAUUCUGGUAACUAUUAUCCAACUGGACCAGCACAAGUCGCAUUUGAUGGGAAUCUUACUUCGAGAGCUUGUAAUUAUGGAGCAUGCAAUUACAGUUUUGGAGCACUGGCAUGUGGAGAAAAAACUGGUUUCUAUCUAACAAUGAAUGGUGGGCCAAAAGUUCUUGUAGCAUUCUAUAUGAGUUCAGGCUUUGAGCCAACGAGUCGAGUGCGUGAUCCUAUGACGAUUACUAUUGAGGGCAGCAAUUUAAAUGGAUCGACUCUUAUACUUGGCUCCAGCUGGACUUUAAUAUACAAUGGUUCUGCAGGAUUCAUAAUAAAUCCUGGACGAGCAGCUUGGGGUACAUUGCAAUUGAUUCCAAAUCCUUUAACUGCGUUCGCAAGCUAUCGUCUGCUUGUCACUUCAAAACAAGGGUCUGACACUUGUUCAUCAUAUGGUGAAGUUUUAUUCGCUGUACGCUGA
Adineta steineri is the source of this 864-nucleotide messenger RNA. NCBI's taxonomy places the organism in Eukaryota, Metazoa, Rotifera, Eurotatoria, Adinetida, Adinetidae. The record is from the annotation of a GenBank genome assembly.